GCCAAAUUUUCCACCAACUCUUGCUCCACAUUUUAUUGGCCUGAAAAAUUCAUCCAACCCCUACUGCAAUCAGUGCAGGCCACCACGAAUCGCCCCCCGUGUCGCCCCAGGGAGACUUUUGGGUGAUUUCCACGGUGAAUUGUGGCGAAUUUGCGGUUAAUUUGUUGAGGUUGAAGUUGUUGGCUCGCGGGGGAGUGUGAGCUGGAGACGACGAAGGGAAAAAGACGAACAGAAAAUUGGUGUGUUGGAAGAGGAAGAAAAAAAGCGUCGGAAAAGUGACUGUGAUAGGGUUGAGGGCUCCUUGUUCGCCUCUCUCGACAAUUUUAUCUCUGUGGCUCCGACAAUGAAAAAUCCUCCCUCGCUGACACGAAGUGGGAUUAAGUCAUCUUCCACUUCUUUGCGGGAUUAGGAAGCCAGCUGAUGUUUUUUGCCCACUCGGCCUCCCCCCAGUUCCACACAGUCUUGGGGAUGGGAGUGACAGAGUUCGAAGGGUGAAAUGUGAGACAAUUAAUGCGAGUGAAGAGUGACGUCUGGGGAUGAUUUUUCACGGAGUCAAAUCAACUGAAACGGAGUGAAUUUGCAGGUGGUGAGGGUGACUUUUGAAAGGAGAAUUUCUCACUUCCUCUGUGUGGCAGCUGAUGUGGAAAAAGGCGCCUUCAACCACGGGAAAAUUUAUCGAUUUCCGGCCAGGACACUCGAGACUCAUCCAUUCGAGAGAAUUGGCCUCUGUGAUUUCCAGCGCGGUUCAACCGAGAUAAAUCAAACACCGCGCUCAAACUGUCACCUUCGUCACCCUGGAGGCUCAAUGAAUAAAUAAUAAGGUCAUCCGGAGGCAGAGACUCCCGUGGCCUGUCGCAGAGGACGUGGACGAAGAAAUAUUAGUGGGUAUUCGCAGACUUUUUGCGUGCGUGGUACGCGGAGUCUGGGGGUGGAAGACUGGAAUGGAUCAUGCGCUCAUCCUGUGAUUUGUUUAUAUCCAACACUGACGCUCUCUCGUCUGAGAAAACUGUACCACACUCUAUUUGGACGUUAUUCAAUUAUCCACCGCCGGGAUCAUCCGCUGUGAGCCACCCCACAGAAGGCCUGAGACAGUGAAAGGGUGCGGAGAGCCUCUUUUGCGCAUCUCAUACAUUUUGCAACACGCGUCUCCAUUCAUGGGGUGGUCACCCCAGCCCUGAAUUCUCCCCCACCCGGAAGAGACCGCGCAAUCAGUGGUGAAAAAAUUUGCACGCCGGGGAAGAGAAUUGCUACGUGACACACUAAUUGAUGAGGUGGCGCGGUAACAAUCUACAGCCCUCGAGAACUUGUGCAACGUAAAGCAUGGCAAAAAUGCUGAAUGGGGAACAAGAGGUGUCUCGGCGUGAUGACGAGGAAGUGGAGAGAAUCAGUGAGUUGUACGAGAAGAGACCCGAGGCUUUCGAGAAGUGGCUGAGGGAGAGAGCGCCUCCAGAUGCCAUCCACAAGAUCCACGCUAUUGUCACAAAGUCGCCCAAGAGUCCGAGGAAGGGUGGGUCAGUGUCUUCUGACCUCUUUCAGCAGUGGCUGGCACUCUCGCCAGUAAGGCGGAGUCGCACGACCCAGAAUCAACGCGCGAUUGGCUCGAGAAAGCAUCUGGAGAAUCUGAAUGAGAGCGAAUUGUUUAUGGAAUUGAUUCGCGAUGUGGCCAAUGAACUGGAUAUCGAUGUUCUCUGCCACAAGAUCCUCGUGAAUGUGGGUCUGCUCACGCAGGCGGAUCGCGGCAGUCUGUUUCUGGCGCGCAACACGCCUGCGGGCAGAAUUCUCGUGGCGAAGCUGUUCGAUGUGACACAGGAUACGGCGCUGGAGGAGGCCAUGAGGCAGGCCCACGAGGAGCCCAUUGUGAUCCCCUUCGGGGUGGGCAUCGCCGGCAUCGUGGCGGAGACGAAGGAGAUCAUCAACAUCAAGGAUGCAUACAAGGAUAAGCGCUUCAAUGGUGAAAUUGACUUGAGAACGGGCUACAAGACCAACUUAAUCCUCUCAAUGCCAAUCUGCAACUACGAAGGCGACGUCAUUGGUGUGGCAGAAAUUAUUAACAAGAUUAAUGAAGAAGCUGAUGAAUUCUCGGAGAAGGACGUUGAGGUAUUUCGUCGAUACCUCACAUUCUGCGGCAUUGGCAUUCAGAACGCUCAACUAUUUGAAAUAUCCGUCCAAGAGUAUCAGCGUAAUCAGAUCCUGCUCAAUCUGGCGCGGAACAUCUUCGCCGAGCAGAGCAACCUGGAGUGCCUCGUGACGAAGAUUAUGCAGGAGGCGAGGGAAUUGCUCAAAUGCCAGCGCUGUGCAGUAUUCCUCCUUGAUUUGGACUGUGGCGAAGCGAAUCACCUGGAGCGGAUUUUGGAGAAGCCAUCGCAGAGUAUUCAAACAUUUUCGCGACGUCAGAGCAAAGUCAUCAACGUGGAGGAUAUUCUGGAGCAACAAAAAUCACCCAUUCGCUUCACCACCCUGUUCGAGUUGGGGGCGGAGAACCAUGUGAGCACAGUGAGCCGCCCCACCAUGGAGGAUCUGCAGAACUCAACUCUGGCGCUCAUCGCCCAGAUGGUGGCGUCCACAAAUCAAAUCCUCAACAUCGAGGACGUGCGAGAGUGGCUCAAGGACAAGACGUCGCUGUUCAAGGACGACGAGGCGGACAACAUCCACACAAUCCUCUGCAUGCCCAUCGUGAAUGGCGCUAAGGACGUUAUUGGCGUUGCUCAAUUAAUUAAUAAGAACACCGAGUCGAGUUUCAGCGAGUUGGAUGUGUCAAUUUUGGAGGCAUUUGCGAUAUUCUGCGGUCUGGGUAUUCACAAUACGCAAAUGUAUGAGAGCGCUUGUAAGCUGAUGGCGAAGCAGAAAGUGGCCCUCGAGUGUCUAUCAUAUCACGCCACAGCCAGUCAGGAGCAAACACUGAAAUUGGCCCAAGACAGUAUUCAGUCGGCCGAGCAGUACAGCCUGUACAGCUUCAAAUUUAUAGAUUUCGACCUCUCCGACGAUGACACCUGCCGUGCCACUGUGAGAAUGUUCCUGCAAUGCAAUUUGGUCCAGCAAUUCAAUAUUCCUUAUGAAGUCCUGUGUCGCUGGAUACUCAGUGUUAGGAAGAAUUAUCGGCCUGUUAAGUAUCACAAUUGGAGGCACGCACUCAAUGUCGCCCAGACCAUGUUUGCCAUGAUGAAGACCGGAAAGAUGGAGCGCUUCAUGCACGAUUUGGAGAUUCUGGGUCUUCUGGUGGCUUGUCUUUGUCACGAUCUCGACCAUCGUGGCACCAACAAUGCCUUUCAAACAAAGACAGAGAGUCCUCUGGCCAUCCUUUACAGCACAAGCACGAUGGAACAUCAUCACUUCGAUCAGUGCGUUAUGAUUCUCAACUCCGAAGGCAAUAAUAUUUUUCAGGCUCUCUCGCCGGAGGACUACAGACGCGUGAUGAAGACUGUGGAGGCGGCGAUUCUCUCCACGGACCUGGCCAUGUACUUCAAGAAGCGAAAGAGUUUUCUCGACCUCAUCGAGUCGGGCGAGUUUGAUUGGCAGGGCGAGGAGAAGAAGGAGUUGCUCUGCGGCAUGAUGAUGACAGCGUGCGAUGUGAGUGCAAUUGCUAAGCCUUGGGAGGUGCAGCACAAAGUGGCGAAAUUGGUGGCGGAUGAAUUCUUCGAUCAGGGCGACUUGGAGAAGCUGCAACUCAACACACAGCCAAUUGCCAUGAUGGAUCGAGAGCGGAAAGAUGAACUGCCCAAGAUGCAGGUGGGCUUUAUUGACGUCAUAUGUAUGCCACUAUAUCGUGUCCUGUCGGAGACAUUUCCAUGGAUGCGGCCGCUGUACGAGGGCACGAUGGACAAUCGACAGCACUGGCAGGACUUGGCGGAGAAAGUGGAAAUGGGCUUGACAUGGAUUGAUCAUGACACAAUUGAUAAGCCCAUUGAGGAGUUUGCUGCGUGCACAGAAGAAAUAAAGGACAUCGAAUUCACUGUGACAACUCUCAAUUGUGUGCACAACGAGGAGACUUCGCCGUCACAUGAGAGGCAUCGCCGAUUCAAUAGCCUGAGGAAAUCAAAUGUUCUGUCGAGGGCGGUGCGGAAUCGUCUCUCAAAGUCACUCUACUGCAGCAACUCCAGCAAGAAAGACCCAAUCGAUGACACGUCCGACACUGCAGAGGACACCACACCGCCGACCAAGGAGACGUCCAAGAAAGCCAGCGGUGAGCGGAGCAAAGGGCACAAGAAGCACUCCCAUCGCUGCCUCUUGCUGUGACCAGAGGCCCGCAAUUGCAGGAGGAAUCUCUAAGCUUCGUCUGAACCCCCAUCUCAAUCUCACAUGGUACUAACAAUGGAGACAAUGAUAUGAAAAGGAGUCUCUCUAAAUUUUGCAAAAAGUCCUAUAUAUUUGAGUUCUUUUGUCAAUGACAUAGCAUAAUUAAUUUUCUGUGGUAAUAAAGGUGGAGAUUUUGUAAAGGAGAUAUUAUUAAAAAAAAAAAUACCAAAGGAAUAAAAGAUAAUGUUAGACACAUUUCACAAUAGCAAGAGCAAUUAUAGAAUACAUAUUAAAGGUAAUAGUAAAUUUAAGUAAUAUUAAAUUGAAUAAAAGUAAGUGAAACAUUCAUGUGAUUGAGGA
Molecule: messenger RNA, 4593 nt
Organism: Phlebotomus argentipes
Lineage: Eukaryota; Metazoa; Arthropoda; Insecta; Diptera; Psychodidae
Product: cGMP-specific 3',5'-cyclic phosphodiesterase
Exons: 13
Coding region: 1321-4233 (970 amino acids)
Biological process (GO): signal transduction
Molecular function (GO): protein binding; 3',5'-cyclic-nucleotide phosphodiesterase activity
Source: RefSeq, a predicted model, not a curated record